GGCUCCGCCCUCAGCAUUCCUUUGACCGUGACCAACUCGCAGGAAUCCCACGUCACCAGCUCCUCGGUCCAUGCCAUGACCCCCCCCGCCAGCGACAUCAGCAGCGUGACGGACGGUGCCGCGGGAUAUCUAGCACACGACGCCUCUGCCGACAAGAACGACCAUCUGCUGCAGCUGUCCACCAUUGCCGCCGCCCAGGACAGAAUAUCGACCGCUGGCGCAUCUAGGAAACGCAUGGCGGAUGGCGAGGUCAAGGUUGGCAUGAGCCCUGCCAAGGGCCGUGGCCAUGGUCACUCCAGAACCCUUAGCACUGUUAGCAUCACGUCCACCGGCAGCACCAUAGGGGAGCUGUCUGCCGAGCUCAAGACUCGCCUCUCUUAUGCCAUGGUCAAGGUAAACUUUGGCUGGCAAGGCCAUUCCAUUGAAGAGGUGGAAUCAAUGGCCGCUUCCCAGGCCGUCUCUCCUACUUCCGGAUCUUCCACCAUACGACGGCACAGCUCCUCGGCAAGUCCGCGUCUGGACAUUACAGCCGCAUCUGCUCAAGUCCACCUCGCUCAGCAGGCUGGCAUUCGCCGCAAGUCUGAUUCUCCCAACGUGCUCUCCAACAAGCCCUCUCUCGCUCCUCCAGCGACCAUUCAGCCCUCCCUCUCUGCAGCACGCUCCAACCCGCGCCGCAAUUCUAGUCCGCGAUAUACUCCCACUAUGCUCUCGCACUCCCACUCGGCAUCUCCUCACACCCCCGGCCAGCCAAUGAUUGUCGAUUCUCAUCAAUCCUUGUCUCAGCCCGCGCGAAUGGCCGACCCCAUCUUAUUCCCGUCACAUCAGAAUAUCAGGGAGCAGGAUGCUAUAGAGACAUUGCUAUUCAUGAGCAGCCCUAACAAUUCCGCCAACCUGAAGCAUACGUUUUCCCCUUCGGCCUCUCCUAACCCCCAGUCCGGCGCUUUCAGAAACGUCGCUGGAAGACACGCCUUGCCCAGCGCGCCUAGGAAAGGUCUCCCCGGCCACAGACCGACAAAUGUCCAUCGGAGACCUGGAUUCGACAAGUCUCCAGGAAUGAUGCACCCUCCUGGGUCGCCAAUGGAAGUAGAUUCUCCUCAGCACGCGUACUACAGCCCGAAUGGAGCUACACCGAAGAGACGCCUCAAGGGGCCAAAUAGCCACCUGAGAGGAGCUCUUUCGCUUCCCACCGGGCUAGGUGCUGGGCAUACUAGUGCUAGGAGGGUCCUGCGAGAUGAAGACAUUGAGAGGAUGCUCGACCGAGCCAGUGCCGAAGCCGCUGACUCGUCAGACGAUGAAGAAAUCCAAAUCCCCCGCCUCAGAAAUGAUGUU
Molecule: messenger RNA, 1329 nt
Organism: Trichoderma virens Gv29-8
Lineage: Eukaryota; Fungi; Ascomycota; Sordariomycetes; Hypocreales; Hypocreaceae
Exons: 2
Cellular component (GO): SBF transcription complex; cytoplasm
Molecular function (GO): transcription coregulator activity
Source: RefSeq, a predicted model, not a curated record